CUUCUUCAAUUCAUGUUGCAUUGCAAACUCACAUUUCCGUAAGAGAGUUCACACUAAAACACAGAAAGAGAGAUGGAGUUUUCCGACAAGACGGCGGAGAGCACGGUGGUCGGAAACUACGUGGAAAUGGAGGCCGAGGGGAAGCUCUCAACCAUGAAAUCAAGAAUCUCGAAGCUCUUCUGGCACGGCGGCUCCGCCUACGACGCUUGGUUCAGCUGCGCUUCCAACCAGGUGGCUCAAGUGCUGCUGACGUUGCCGUAUUCAUUCUCGCAGCUGGGGAUGACGUCAGGGAUUUUGUUCCAGCUGUUUUAUGGAUUGCUUGGGAGCUGGACUGCAUAUCUCAUUAGCAUUCUCUAUGUUGAGUAUAGGACUAGAAAGGAGAGGGAGAAGGUGGUUUUUAGGAACCAUGUUAUUCAGUGGUUUGAAGUUCUUGAUGGGCUUCUUGGGAAGCACUGGAGGAAUGUGGGCUUGGCAUUUAACUGCACCUUCCUCUUAUUUGGAUCUGUGAUUCAACUCAUUGCUUGUGCUAGCAAUAUCUACUACAUAAAUGACAAUUUGGACAAGAGGACAUGGACAUACAUCUUUGGGGCAUGUUGUGCAACAACUGUUUUCAUCCCAUCUUUCCACAACUAUAGGAUUUGGUCAUUUCUUGGCCUAAUCAUGACCACUUACACAGCUUGGUACCUCACCAUUGCAUCUCUACUUCAUGGCCAGGUCGAGGGCGUUACGCACUCGGGUCCAACCAAGAUGGUGUUGUAUUUCACUGGAGCCACAAACAUUCUAUACACAUUUGGGGGACAUGCUGUGACUGUAGAAAUCAUGCACGCAAUGUGGAAGCCACAGAAAUUCAAGGCCAUUUAUCUCUUAGCAACACUAUAUGUGUUGACUCUGACCCUCCCCUCUGCAUCAGCUGUGUAUUGGGCUUUUGGGGAUUUGCUGCUGAAUCAUUCCAAUGCUUUCUCUCUCCUCCCAAGAUCUCCAUUCAAGGACAUGGCAGUAAUCUUGAUGCUAAUCCACCAGUUUAUAACAUUCGGAUUUGCUUGCACCCCGCUGUAUUUCGUGUGGGAGAAGGCCAUAGGGUUGCACGAGUGCAAGAGCUUGUGCAAGAGGGCGAUGGCGCGGCUGCCAGUGGUGAUCCCGAUCUGGUUCUUGGCCAUCAUCUUCCCGUUCUUCGGCCCCAUCAACUCCACCGUCGGAUCGCUCCUCGUUAGCUUUACCGUCUACAUUAUCCCGGCCCUGGCUCACAUUUUCACCUUCAGAUCAGCCGCAGCACGAGAGAAUGCGGUGGAGCAGCCUUCGAAGUACUUUGGGAGAUGGGUGGGUGCGUAUUUGAUCAACAUAUUUGUGGUAGUGUGGGUUCUAAUUGUUGGAUUUGGGUUUGGUGGAUGGGCUAGUAUGACUAAUUUCAUUAACCAAAUCGACACAUUUGGGCUUUUCACCAAAUGCUACCAAUGCCUACCUCAGCCGCCUCCAAUGCCACCUCUCAGGGCUAACACUACCCAUCACCACGCCCUUUGAGUCAAUUCAGUAAAUGAACGAUGAAACAAUUUUGUGCCGUUCUCUGAGAAAAAAAAGUGUGUAAUUUUAGUGUGGAGAGCUUUCUUUUGGUUGUACCUUUCAAGAAGAGUCCAGAAUGUUCAAGCCAAAACUAUGGCAUUAUUGGUGAAUUAA
Molecule: messenger RNA, 1671 nt
Organism: Salvia splendens (bonfire salvia)
Lineage: Eukaryota; Viridiplantae; Streptophyta; Magnoliopsida; Lamiales; Lamiaceae
Product: auxin transporter-like protein 5
Exons: 8
Coding region: 73-1518 (481 amino acids)
Source: RefSeq, a predicted model, not a curated record